UUACGGAUUGUGGUACGGUAGAUAAUAAAGAAACGGGAGGGAUCGGAGGAUUCCCGUUUGAACAGCGCCGCCUAACUCAGCCACCAUAACGAACAAUUGUUGGAGGGAACACACACCGAAUGCGGAGUCAUUGAGCCGGGGAAAGCGUCGUUCAGAUUUGGUGGGAAUGGUUAAAACCAAGCACCAAAAGUCCAACUCCAAGCGACACCCACAAAACAAAAAGCCUGGAAAGUCACCUGAUAUUUCUCCGUUUCGUGCUCAGCUUGACUUAUUGAACCUCCAAAUCGUUCAAGUGACUGCAGAUGGUAAUUGUUUUUUCAGGUCCCUUGCAGAUCAGUUAGAUGGCGAUCAAGAGGAACAUGUGAAGUAUCGGAAGAUGGUUGUUCAAUAUAUUUUGAAGAACCGUGAAAUGUUUGAGCCAUUUAUUGAGGAUGAUGUCCCGUUUGAUGAAUAUUGUGAUUCCAUGGAAAAGGAUGGUACCUGGGCUGGGCAUCUAGAACUGCAGGCUGCUUCUCUUGUUACUCAUUGUAACAUAUGCAUUCACAGGAUAUCAUCACCUCGUUGGUACAUACGAAAUUUUGAGGAUCGAGAAGCUCGUAUGGUCCACUUAUCUUAUCAUGACGAGGAACAUUAUAAUAGUGUGCGGUCGAAGGAAGACACGUGCGCUGGUCCAGCCAGGUUAAUCAUAAUCAAAGGUGAUACUGUUCCUUCACCGAUCUCACUUCAAAGAAAAGUUCUCUCCAAUUCUCAAAAGAGGGGUGAAACUGCUACUAGUCCUGGAAAUGUUAAAUUAGUAAUGGCAGGUAGUGGUUGUCAAAAUUCUAAGAAAGUAGAAAAGGUUUUGGUCCAAGUUGAUGGUGAUGUUGAUGCUGCAAUCGAGUUUCUGGUAGCAGAACAAGCAACAGAAGAACACGAAGAACCAUCUGAAUCAACUUUGUGUGAUGUAGAUUCUUCUUUUGGUAACGAUGAGACAAAAUAUUAUGAACAAUUGGAAGAGCGAAUGGAAGAGAAGCAUGUUGAAGUUGAUUCAUCUAGUCAAAACACUAAACAUUCUAACUGUACCCGUUUUCAAUUGGAUGACAAGAGGGUCCCAAGGAAUAAACUCUGCCCAUGUGGCUCAAAAAAGAAACAUAAAGCUUGCUGUGGAUCAGUUGCUGCCAGUUCGUCUGGCAAGUAUAUAAUGAACAAAACUAUCGACUCUAAGAAGACUAGAAAGGAAAGGAAAGCGGCCAAGAAAGGUGGACCUGCUAAAGUUGAAGUGUCCACUGGAUCAGAUGGAUUGCCACAUGACUUGGGAGCUCUUUGCAUUUGAUCUUCAUCUGGCUGAGGCAUGUUAGCUGCAGCUUAAAGAGAAUUUGGAAUCACAGGGCUUCUUGUCAUGUUUUAAAGAAUCUUUUUUGCAUAACCGAAAUGUUGGUAUAAUCUUCAAGCUCGGGAUAAAUGGUGUAAUCUAUCAUUGAUUGGAUGUGGAUUUUGCCACUAGAAUAUGCCAGUGGUAAUUGGGAAAAUGAAAAACGUUGGCUUCCUCGUUGUACGUCUAUGCAAGCUUAGAUAUCUGCUGAAGCCAACUUGACUUGAAGUAUAAUUAUAGAAGCAGUAGCUCACAAAAAUGAGCUUGUGCUUCCAACCCUGCCAAAGUUCAAAUUCACUCAUCUCCUGGGGAUUAAUGUUGCAAUCGUGACAACAGUACAUUGAAGUUAUAGUAUGGUUUAUCAGUCAAUCUAUGAUCAAUAUCUUCAGUUAAUAGUAUUGCAAAAUAGAACAAGUGAAAUCACGCACCCAUUGUAUACACAAAAUAUGAUUACAAGAAAAGAUUGAUGAGGUUUCGCUAAAGUUAUAUACUUUGACUUGUCAUGGACUAUCGUAGAAAACUAGCAUUUCGAAAUCUAUUUUUAAUGCACCUGAAUUCUGCAGUAUUCCUGUAAUUAUCCGGUGCAUUAUCAUCCAUGCGCCUCUGGUAUUCUUGAAUUCAAAUUGUUUGAGCUAUGAUUCA
Molecule: messenger RNA, 1993 nt
Organism: Cucumis sativus (cucumber)
Lineage: Eukaryota; Viridiplantae; Streptophyta; Magnoliopsida; Cucurbitales; Cucurbitaceae
Product: OVARIAN TUMOR DOMAIN-containing deubiquitinating enzyme 7
Exons: 13
Coding region: 167-1312 (381 amino acids)
Biological process (GO): protein deubiquitination
Molecular function (GO): cysteine-type deubiquitinase activity
Source: RefSeq, a predicted model, not a curated record